AUGGCUAAAACUCAAACAAAAGCUAUUAGGCACUCCAAAGUCCUUGCCAUUGAAUGCGCAGUAGCUCUCGCAGUCGUUCUUUUUGUUCUUUGCCGCUUUGUUCUUCCACAUAAAGCAGAAAUUUAUUUCUUCGCCGGUUUAUUGUGCGCUGUCAUAUUCUUCUUCUUAGUUAUUGCUGUUGGAAAUUACAUCGAAGAGAGAGAUCCAAGCAAGCACGCAGGCUGGGGCACAAUUUUAGUAUGCGAAGCAAUUGCAGCCAUCUUCUCUUAUACAAUUCACCCAAUUUGCAUCACAACAUGCAUUCUUUUCAGUUUCCCAGCUAUUGUUUAUAUUAAAUAUGCUCGUUUUGAACUCACAAAGCCAAAGUCCCAAAAAUAA
Molecule: messenger RNA, 378 nt
Organism: Trichomonas vaginalis G3
Lineage: Eukaryota; Parabasalia; Trichomonadida; Trichomonadidae
Product: keratinocyte-associated protein 2 family
Exons: 1
Coding region: 1-378 (125 amino acids)
Source: RefSeq, a predicted model, not a curated record